AAAACAUGUUUUUAACUUUAUUUUUAAUUGCUUGUAAUUGAAGUAAUUUGCAAAAUGCUGGUUGGUAUUAAAUCGGUAAUAUGUCAAGAAUCUUUAUUGAUACCUGUAUUUCUUUACGGAUUGAUUAAGUUGUUAUUACCAUCUGCUGAAAGCGAUGGUGACCUAAAGAAAAUAGUUGUAAAUGUUGUUAGACCACUUCUUGCUCUUAUACUCACGGGGCCAUUGUUUACAGUGCUGUGCUUAUGUGCAUGUUAUUUUGAAAUCGCUAGAAUUCUAGCGAAAUUAAAGUAUAGUAAUCGGUACGUUGAGCAUUUUCUUGGUGCCGAUGCAGUGUGGUCGUACGAUCAACGCAUUGGUAGUAGUGUCAUCACACAGGUCAGCUUAUUCGAAGACCAAGGACCUGAUACUCCAGAAAGAAUCUAUAAUUUUUUCCGUGCAAAACACGUCGAAGUUAUCAAAACGCAUCCACGAUUUGGAUGUAUCCGCGAAAGUUUUAUGGGCUAUUUUUAUUUUAUCAAAGAAAACGUGGAUAUUGACGAAAUUUUCGUUUAUUUGGAUGAUUACCAAAAUUACAAUGAAUUCCAUUCAAUUGUAACCGAAUUAAGCAGUAAAUCAAUGCCAUGUGGUGGGAAAUAUAUGAUGCAAAUAUGCUUUGGUAAAACACUAAUAGAAGUUGAACCAGGACGUUUUGUUUAUCCUGUUAUUACUCGUUCUCAUCAUUCAAUAAUGGAUGGGGUGACUAUGACUGCAUUCAUAUGUACUUCAUACGUGAAUAAUGGAUAUAAUGUUACAAAAGAUAUGUUUAAUGACUUACUGAAAAUGUUUAAACAAGAAGCAUACAUUCAAAAACAAAGGAACGAACAUGUUGAAAAGAAAUCAAGUUUAUGGGACAGAAUAUGGAAUAAAAAUGUGUACUUCCAUCACAAUGUACUACAACACGUUGAGCCAGAAAAUGUUUUACACCAUGGUCCAAUUAGUACUAAAAAACUAUUAAAAUUAAAACUGGAAGGUCCUGAUGGGAAAUACUUCGGCAAAAUUAAAGAGAUCAAGAAGCAUUUAAACGUUUCGCAUUCCGAUGUUGUGUUGGGAGCUGUUGCAGCAAGUCUUACAGAAUAUUAUGCAACACAUGAUCUAACACAUCCGUCAUUUAUUUCAACUGGAACUACCUUUUUCUUAAAGGGCAUUGAUUUUAACGAUUUGGUUCAAAUGCAUGACAACCAACCCAUCACAAAUCUUGGCAAUAAAUUUACAGUGGGUCAUUCAAAAAUUCCACUUAAUGCAGAAUUUUUAAACGAUCCCAAACAAUUUGUCCAUGCGCUAUACCAACAAUCAACAUCACUCAGAAAAGCUUUAGAUAUGCUGUUUUUUUAUUGGAUACUGAACAUUAACUGCACUAUUGUGCCUCAAGCCUUGGCUAGUCCAAUUUUAGACUUGUUUGAUUGCACAACAAUAACAACCAAUGUGCCUGGAACAGGAGAUUUGGUCUUCUCCAAUGGCAGUAAACUUGUUGAUGCAUGGGCUUGGUCUAUUCACUACAAACAAAUAGGUGUUUGCAUUGGAAUUUAUACGUUUAAUAAUCGUCUACGCAUUACUCUACAUGUGGAUGAACAAUUCCUAAAGAAUGAAGAUAAUGGUCAAGAGAUUUGUGAGAACUUCUUUAAAUAUAUUGAUAAAAUAUAUGAAUCGCAAAUAUUCCAAGUAUCUUCAAAUCAAGAACCUGUGACCAAAAUAAUCCUAUUUAUAUUUCGUUUGUGUCUAUCUUUAUUCUUAUGCAUACCUGUCGCGUGUUUUGUUAUUUGUAUGGGCUACUACUUUGAAAUUGCUAGAAGCUGUGCCGCUUUUAAAUUUGAUCCUAACUAUGUAGGAUAUUGCAAGGGUAAAGAUGCUCUUUUUUCGUAUGAUAACGAGUGUGGCAACACCGUGAUUCAUGCUAUGCUAACAGUUGAAGAUUCAGGUCCAGAUACACCGGCCAAACUACUUCAAAUGCUCCGAGAACAAACCAUAAAUAAUGUUUUACCACAUUAUCCACUUUUAUCAUGUACAAGAGAAAGUUUUAUGGGUUAUUUGCAUUACGUCCAUAAGGAACACUUAGACAUUGAACGACUUAUCAACUAUAUGGAUGAUUAUCAAGACAAUGCAGAAUUCCGGCACGUUCUUAAUAAGCUUGUGAGUGCGCCUUUGCCGUAUGAUAAUAAAUUCAUGUGGGAAAUUUGCUGUGGCAAACAACUUAUCGAAACGGCUACAGGUAAAUGGGGAUAUCCUGUUGCAUUUCGGAUUCAUCAUACUUGUAUGGAUGGUGUGACAUUGAUUACAUUUAUUCAGUGCCAUUACGCAACCGAUGGCAUGCAAAAUAUAAAAGCGUUUCAUAAUAUUCUUUCCACGUUGAAACCAUUCGACUCGAAAUUAAAUUUUGUACAAAAUAUUAUAAAACAUGUCAGGAAAUUAUGGGAUAGUGGAGUAUAUUAUCAUCAUAAAGUAAAUCUGCAUAAUGAGCCAACGUCUCCAUUACAUACUGAAAACCCAAGUGGAUGCGAUAAACUUAUUGGUGUUUCUUUAGAAUCCACACCGGGCGAAAUUAUUGCAAUGAUCAAAUUUAUCAGAUUCAAAUUAAAGGUUACGUUUUCAGACAUUAUCAAUGGAGCAGUAGCUGCAGCUAUAACUGAAUAUUUCGUUAUUCACAAUUUGGAUUUUCCACCGUUUUUUACCAUACUGAAUCCAACACUUCCAGAAUUAAAAAAAUUCAUAUCGGUGCAAGAUGGAUAUUCUCUUAUAGAACUAGGAAAUAAAACAACAGCUGCAUUGAUUAGACUGCCGCUGAAAAAACAGUUUCUUGACAACCCAGAAAAAUUUAUCCUAGCUGCAAAUAAAGAAAGUAAAUCGGUCCAAGACGCACUUGAUUUAAAAUUUCUUCAUUGGGCUGGCAACGCGUUUGGUACACUAAUACCUCAAUCACUGUUUCAACGACUUACUGAAGGGUACGACUGUACAACUGCAGUUUCGAACAUCCCGGCAGUGCAACCACCGACACUGCACGGUGGUCAUCGUGUCAUUGAUGUAUUUGGCUCGGCAGCUCAUGUGAAAAAACUUCGCUCGUCAGUGACCCUGUUAAUAUUCGAAAAUCGCAUGAACUUUACCUUUACCGUUGACAAACAGUUUUUGCCCGCCGAUGAACAUGUGGAUGAAAUUUGCAAAAGCAUUUCGAAAUACGUUCAUAAAAUUUAUCACAACUUACAGUCAUAUCCCACGUUUAACAUUCAUAAUUUUUGUUUGGGCACUCAUAAAAGUAUUGUUUAUACCAAAACUCCCAAAUCUCACUAUGCAUUCCAAUCGACACAGUUACAAGUCUCGAAUUACACCGAAUUUAUCAAGAUGGUCAACGGAUUCAAAAGUUUAUACUGUGUUGAAUCACUUACAAUUCCUCUGCUGACCUACGCGCUUAUAAAACUGGCGAUUCCAAUUCCAACGAAUAGUAAUCAUGUUAUACAAAUGUCAAUAUUUCUUCUUAGAAUCACCUUAACAAUUAUCGGAGUCUGUCUAUUGACUUUGUUUAUUCUUUUGUGUGCUUGCUACUUUGAGCUCGUCAAGCUUUUAGCAAAAAUAAAGUUUCGAGAUGCGUACUACGACGUUUUUGUUGGGGCUGAUGCAACAUGGACAAGCAACUCAAGAGAAUGCAAGAGUAUUAUUCAAGUUAUGUAUCUUUUCGAAAACUCUCCAAAUACACCUGAAAAAAUGAAACACUUAUUCACAGAUCCAGAGUUUCAAGCAACUAUAUUAAAGAAUCAUCCACGGUUGUCAUGUGUACAAAAAUAUUUUCUUGGAUACAGUUUCUACGUCAAAAUAAAAGUGAAUUACACAAAAGUAGUUAGAUAUUUUGAAGAUUACAACACUUUGCAAGAGUUUAAUAUGCUUAUCAAUAAGACAACCACAAGAGGAUUACCAUACAACGACGAAUUCAUGUGGGAAGUCCUCAUUGGCAAAAAACCAAUUCAAUUGGAAAUCGGCAAAUGGCAAAUUCCUUUAGUGACACGUUAUCAUCAUAGUAUUACUGAUGGAAUUGCAUUGUCCAUGUUUAUGAUGACAACAUACUCAAAAAAUGGAAUGGAACGAUACAAAUCGGAGUGUGACCGAUAUAACAAGUGCUUCUCUAUUGAUAAAAGUAAACCAAGAGAGGGUUUUAAUUUAACCAAGUUUAUCAACAAGUGUAAAAGUAUUCUGAACAAAGAUAUUUUCUACCAUUAUGAUAUGUUGCGCUAUAAAGAACAAUCUAAUAUACUACACAGGCAGUUGUCAGGCGAGAAAGUUGUGUGUUUCAGCCUCGAAAGCGAAGAUGAUCAUUUGUUGGAAAAAAUCAAAAAAACCAAACGAGCUUUGAACGUUUCAUUUGGUGAUGUCAUUUUAAGUGCAAUAAGUGCUGCUUUUACAGAAUACUACAACAAAUUUGACAAAUGUCCACCAAAACAGAUUUUAUCUAGUAAUCCUUAUUUCUUGAAAACAGCUGAAUUAGAAACACUGGUAACAGUUAACUCAAAUGGCGACCCAGUUACUCAAUUAGGAAAUAAGUUUACACUGGGAUUUAUUCAGCUACCCACGGAUAUCAAACUAUUAGCAAAUCCUAUUCAAAUCAUCGAUGAAUUACAUGCACACACUCAAAAUUUGAAGAACAGCAUGGAUUUUUCUUUGAUGUAUUGGCUCUUCAAUAUUUUUGCAACAGUGGUACCAAAACCAUUUGCGCUUUUGGUCUCGGAAUUUUUUGACUGCACGACAAUAAUUACAAAUGUACCUGGGGUAAUGUCACUUAGUUAUCGCAACGAUUGUAAAGUGGAAAAUAUGUUCGUGUGGACCAACAACUUUAAUCGAACCGGAGUCACUAUUACGCUUUUCACUUAUGACAAUAUGAUGCGUGUAACUGUGCAUGUGGAUAAAAAUCUCAUUGAAAAUAUUAAUGAUAUACAAAAACUUUCAGAUAAUAUUUUGCGUUAUAUAAAAAUUUUGCAUGAUAAAGCCAUUAAUCGUAAAAUUAUAGAAUGAACAAAUUAUUUUAUUUGCAGAAGUAUGCCAAAUAAACAUUGCUCUGACGUAAUUACACAUCACAAUUAAUCAUAUUAUGAUAUUUUUUAAUGUGAGAAACAUUGUAAUAAAACGAACAAUCAUAGAACUAAAAUACUGACGUCAACACGAUAAUUGACAAAGUAGGAAUAACUUACUGUAUAAUUACUAUUGUUAGUAUUAUGAUUCUAGCAAUUUAGUUUGUAAAGUCUUAAUUGUUAAAAUACAAAUUGUUAAAUUUUG
This is a messenger RNA of Dalotia coriaria, 5289 nucleotides long. RefSeq lists its product as uncharacterized. Gene Ontology annotation, cellular component: plasma membrane. The transcript has 12 exons. Gene Ontology annotation, biological process: triglyceride biosynthetic process. Lineage: Eukaryota; Metazoa; Arthropoda; Insecta; Coleoptera; Staphylinidae. The record is from RefSeq and is a predicted model, not a curated record. Bases 55 to 5028 code for a protein of 1657 amino acids.